UCCAGAGGGCAGGGCAGAGUCUGCUGGGAUUGCUUUUUGUAAGCUUUCACUUUCAAAUGGUACAGGAGUCAGAGAAGGGUGGAUUCUCCUGUUAGGGAGUGCUUAGUGGGGGCCCCGGACCCUGUUUUGGCUCAGACUCCUGUAACCUGUUCAAGUUCUGCUUCCCACUCAUCUGGGAACCACCUGCCUCUCAGGGAAGAAGACCCUAUGGCACCCAACGUUGAAAUUGGAAGCAGGGUUUGGGGCUCAGAGCAGCUAACUGCAAGUGCAAUCUCUGAGAGCAGAUUUGGGGUCUGCUGAGAUCUCACACUACUGAGUUAGAGACAUUCCAGAAGUCUCAGCUUUCUAAGCAGCCCUGAGCCCUUCUGUCUGUUCUGAGGCCCAGAGCUGUGGGCUGGCCCUCCUCAUCUCUGUAGGUGUUCUCCUGCCUCCUGCCCUGUGUCUCCCCAGCCCUGAGGAAAUGGAGGAUUGCCGCAGAGGCUCUUUGCUCUCCCGUCUCACCUCCCUGCUUCUCUUCUUCCAGUUGCCUGCUGGGGGGUCUGCAGAGGAGUUUGUGGUGCUUGGCCCCUCGGACCCCAUUGUGGCAGUGCUGGGUGGGAACGUCACGCUGCCCUGUCAUGUGUCCCCAGCCAUGGAUGUGGAAAACAUGGAGCUGCGGUGGUUCCGCUCCAAGUUCUCAGAAGCAGUGUUCAUCUAUGAAAACCAGCAGGAACAGAAAGAAGAGCAGCUGGCUCAGUACACAGGGCGGACCUCGCUGGUGAAGGACUUCCUCAGCCAGGGGGAGGCCACUGUGCAUAUCCACAAGGUCCAGGCUUCCGACAACGGGCUGUAUACCUGCUUCUUCAGAAAGGGAAGUUUCUAUGAAGAGGCCAGUUUGGAGCUGAAGGUGGCAGGGACCACUCCCCAGGGAGCCCUGGAAUGCAAUGCUACACCAGAGUUGUGCAGAGGAAGGCUCUGCUGGCAUCCCUGGAUUCUGGAAGGCCUCCUUGUGCUCUCCAGCUUCUCUCUCACAGGUGUGGGCUCUGUCCCUCAAGUGCACAUCACAGGGCCAGAGGAGGACGGGGUCCGAGUGGUGUGCACGGCCUCGGGAUGGUUCCCAAAGCCCCAGAUACAGUGGAGAGCUGCUAAUGGGGAAAAGUUCCUGACAUUCUCUGAGACCCAUGCCCAAGACACUGAAGGGCUGUUCAGCGUGGAGUCUGCUCUGGUGGUGAGGGACAGCUCUUCAGGGAACAUGACCUGCUCAGUCCUCAACCCCGUCCUGGACCAGAAGAAGGCGAUGGCCAUUUUCAUCCCAGAGCCCUUCUUCCCCCAGGCCUCUCCCUGGAAGCCAGCUUUCAUAGUGAGCCUCGUGGUGCUGAUGCUCUCACUCCUUGGGGCUGCCUAUUACAUCAAGACAGAACAUACUGUAAAGAGGCAGGAGAUGCAGGAAUGGGAGAGACUGCACAGGGACAAGGAGGAGGCCCGGCGGACAAAGGAGGAGGCGUUGAAGGCCAGAGAUGAACUCCAAGAAGAUCUCGGCAGGAGGAAAUCCAUUUACCUGGGUGGCUGGAGGAAGGCGCAGUUGUAUGCAGACUGGCGGAAGGAGAAGUUCCAGGCCUUGUCUGUCACUCUGGAUCCAGCGUCUGCACAUCCGCACCUUGCUGUCUCUGGUGGACAGACUAGUGUGACCUUGGAGGACACAACUGAGGACCCAGGAGGACCCUGUAGCAUCUUGGGCCAGGAGGCCAUCAUAUCAGGGCGCUGUUACUGGGAGGUGGAGAUCAGGAAUGGAAACAGAAGCGAGUGGGGUCUGGGGGUCUGUAGGGGAGAUGUGGAGAGGAAAGAGUGGUACAGAGAGCACCCAGAAAGCGGGUUCUGGGUUCUGGGAUGGUACGUAGGUAAAUUCUGUGCCCUUCUCCUCCCUGAGCUUCAGGAAAUCCAUGAGGAAGUUCCCCACAGGGUGGGUGUUUUCUUAGACCUCAAAGAAGGGGAUGUCUCCUUCUAUAACAUGACUGAUGGAUCUCACCUUUUCUCCUUCCCUCUAACUUCCUCCACUGGGACUCUGUUUCCAUACUUCAUGAUUAAGUCAGGGGAUGUGUCCCUGACCAUCUGCUCUGUGGUGGGUGUGCCUGCAGAGACCCCUGUGCCCCUUAACAAUCCUCCUUCUUCUUUGGAGGAACCUGUAAGCCUCUCAGGGGAUGAGUUCAGCUCAGGCUGUGCUGUUGAUGGUGCUCUCCCAGGGGCCGGCUCUCCAUUACUCCCUUAUGGCCCUGAGGCUAUGUGACUAUAGGACCCCAGACUCCUUAUGGUGGCUCUUUCUGGAGCUUCACAUUCCUUGAGACAAAAGCCUCUGAGGGUAGUCCAGGAUGACUUGGUGUCUUGCACUCUUGCUUUGGAUGCAGUCUCCUGGGGUAUGGCUAUGAGAACAGUCAGUUCAUGCCUUAUGAUCAGGCAGCAGAAGAUAAUAGUUGACUGAGCUUGUUUGGGGUAGGCUGAAUUUAACUAUUGGAAGUAAUGCUUCUUUUGGUAAUGAAAAUUAUUUCAGUCUUUAUUCUGCUUGGAUAUGAAGGAGAUGAGGGCUGAAUGACUCUGCAGAAUUAAAUGGUGUAUAUUUUAUCCAACUUGAGUUGUGCAGAUGAACCCAGAGGCUAUGAGUAGGUCACCAGUUCUAUUUUGGGAAAUGUGCACUCUGACCAGAGACAUUGGCCAUCCAAAAAUUUCUGGAGAAAUGAAUGGCUGAUUUAAUGUUCAAGAGGAAAGCAGUCUAAUAUUCUACUGUAUAUACCUCCUAUUCUGAGAUGGUGGAAGCACACUUAUCUUACCAACCUUAGUAAAUAUCUGUUAUUCGUGAAAUACCAGUGCUGUGUUAAUUCAGGAAUUAAGAAGAAGGAUCUGGUUCUUCCUGUGUGUCAACUCCAGUUGGAAAGAAGAGAACAUCUACCAGAAUAAAGAUACGAAUGAGGAAGAGAAUUUUCAGAUGCUGGGUGAAUUUCAGAAAGCUUUGACUAUGAGCACGGUUUCCAGAAUCUGUGUAGUGCCUCUCAUUACUUCCAAGUCCAAAGGUGGAGUGCCUGAGUGGCUCAGUGGGUUAAACGUCCAACUUCAGCCCACGUCAUGAUCUCACAGUUCGUGGGUUCAAGCCACACAUCAGGCUCUGUGCUGACAGCUCAGAGCCUGGAGCCUGCUUCGGAUUUUGUGUCUCCCUCUCUCUUCCCCUCCUUGCUCACGCUCUGUCUCUUUCUCUCUCAAAUGUAAACAAACAUUAAAAAAAAUGAGGGAGGGGAAAGGACCUAAUAGAUAUUUUUCCAAAGAAGACAUACAGAUCACCAAUAGACACAUGAAAAGAUGCUUGACCUCACUCAUCAUCAGGGAAAUGCAAAUCAAAACCACAAUGAGAUAUUACUUGACCCCUGUCAGAAUGGCUAAAAUCAAAAAGACAAGAAAUAAGAAGUGUUGGUGAGGAUGUGGAGUAAGGGGAACCUUCUUGCACUGCUGGUGGGAAUGCAACCUGGUGCAGCCACUGUGGAAAACAGUAUAGAAUUUCCUCAAAAAAUUAAAAAUAGUAUUGCAAAAUAGUAAUAGUAAUAAAUGAAUGAUUGAUUAAUAUCACUAUUAGGUAUUUACACAAAGAAAAUGAAAACACUAAUUUGAAGUGAUGUAUGCAUCCCUAUGUUUGUUGUAGCAUUAUUUACAAAAGCCAGGUAUGGAAGCAACUUCAGAGUUCACUGAUUGAGGAAUGGAUAAGGAAAAGUUGGUUUAUAUACAUCAUCGAAUAUUACCCAGACAUAAAAAAGGAUGAAAUUGUGCUAUUUGUGACAAUAUGAAUGGACCUAGAGGGUAUUAUGCUAAGUGAAAUAAGUCAGACUGAGAAAGACAAAUGCCAUAUGAGUUAACUCCUAUGUGGAAUCUAAAAAAAAAACAAAAAAGGAAGAAAUGAAUAAACAAGCGAGCAAAAAAGCAGAGAAUCAGACCUGUAAACACAGAGCACAACUAGCAUAAUGUUUAAACUUGUUGAGUCACUAGGUUGUACAUCUGAAACUCAUGUAACAUAGUGUGUCUACUAUACUCAAAUAAAAAAAUUAAUGAAAAAUUAAAAUAACAUAA
Molecule: messenger RNA, 4083 nt
Organism: Acinonyx jubatus (cheetah)
Lineage: Eukaryota; Metazoa; Chordata; Mammalia; Carnivora; Felidae
Product: butyrophilin-like protein 1
Exons: 10
Coding region: 461-2263 (600 amino acids)
Biological process (GO): regulation of cytokine production; T cell receptor signaling pathway
Cellular component (GO): external side of plasma membrane
Molecular function (GO): signaling receptor binding
Source: RefSeq, a predicted model, not a curated record